Cuculus canorus (common cuckoo) is the source of this 1313-nucleotide messenger RNA. It is a transcript of the gene MRPS34, whose product is annotated as mitochondrial ribosomal protein S34. Gene Ontology annotation, cellular component: mitochondrion; mitochondrial small ribosomal subunit. Bases 265 to 903 code for a protein of 212 amino acids. Gene Ontology annotation, biological process: mitochondrial translation. Lineage: Eukaryota; Metazoa; Chordata; Aves; Cuculiformes; Cuculidae. Gene Ontology annotation, molecular function: structural constituent of ribosome. The record is from RefSeq and is a predicted model, not a curated record. The transcript has 3 exons.
CCGGGCGGAAACGCGAACCGCGCAAGGCGGUUCCGGGCGGGUCAGGUUCCAGGUUCCAAUGCUCGCGGGGCCGCUCCGGGCAGGAGGCCCGGCUUCGCGGCGUGCGGGUUCCGAUCAGGAACGGCGGCCGCAUAGGACAGUUCCUCGCCGGCGGGGUUCGGGGCCGUUCCCGGUGCCCCUUCGAGGGGUUCCGGACGGCACCGGGUGUCCCAGCAAAACCGUUCCGGGCGGAAACGGAAGCCGCGCGGGGCCGUUCCGGGCGCCAUGGCCCGCAAGAAGCUUUACCGGCCGAUCGCAGCGAUGGCGAAGAAGAUCCGCGAGUACCGAGCGCUGAAAGAGCGGCCGCGGGAAUCGCAGCGGUUCGCGCUGGACCCGGAGACCCUGCGGCGGCCGCUGACGCAGAAGCGGCUGCCGGUGCGCGCUUGGGAGGACGCGCGGAGCGAGCAGCGGCUCCUGGCGCUCCUGAGCCGCCUCCCUCGCUUCGGGCAGGGCCGCACCGUCACCCGCAAGUCCUGGCUCGGGGCGCACGACGAGCCCUGCUACUGGGUCAUCGCCAGGGUGAGGCCCGACUACACGGCUGAGGACAUGGACCAUGGCAGAGCCUGGGGCUACCUCACCUUCCGAGGCAAAACUGAAGAGCAACUCAAAGAGAUCGACCAGGUCAUGUACCACGACUGGCGCCUGGUGCCCAAGCACGAGGAGGAGGCCUUCAAGAAAUUCACCCCAGUGGUGGAGGACACCAUUCGGUACCUUCCGUACCCACCUCUGCUCCGAGCCAUGAUCCUUGCGCAGUGGGAGAAGGAGGGAAAACCGAUCACGGAGGAGCCAAUGAUUGAUCUGGAGAAGGUCAUGGCCUCUCCCCGUCGGCGUGCAAAGCAAAAAGGUACAGGGACACCAGUAUAAAGACUUGUCCCAUGUCCUGAGCCUUCUAAGUUCUCUCACUGCAUUAGGAGCAUCUUACGGAUUACCCCCUUGGCCCAGCUGGGAUGGUGUGUUCAGGCUUCCCAGCUUUCUCCCCAGCCCCGUGCAGUCUGAAAGGAACGGAAAAAUGCAGAUGCAUUCCCAUUCUUUUUCCAUAACCCUGGUCUGGGUCAGCAGAGGAACCUUCUUGGUUCCCUGCCUAGUCUCUGAAUGCAUCACUCCUGUCCUCCAGCUACAAUUCUUUGGAGCACAAUUUCCUUUGCAGCCUGAAAGUAUGGUUUUUAAAGGACAUUUUUCUUAUAAUUUGGGAUAAAAUGAGAAUAUCAGGUUAUUCUGCAGGGCUGUGAACAAAUGUAUGUCCUAGGGGAAAUAAAUAGUCUCUUAUUUCCGCA